Molecule: messenger RNA, 2104 nt
Organism: Schistosoma turkestanicum
Lineage: Eukaryota; Metazoa; Platyhelminthes; Trematoda; Strigeidida; Schistosomatidae
Source: the annotation of a GenBank genome assembly
CGUUAUCAUUUAAAGCCUGAAGGGUAAGUUUUUAUUCCUUCUUUGUUUUAGAAAAAUUAAAUGGCUAUUAAGAUUUUACAGUCACCCUAGAACCAUAAAUUUCUAGCUUUUGCAGUGACUUGCAGUUGGAUCCAGAAAGCUCGUUUCAUCGUUUUCGAGACUUGUCAUUUGUAUAUGUUUGUUACAGCACCCUAGUGUUGAUAUUCACGUAUGGAUUCGAACCCAGUCUCUUUGGCUUCAAACUCUGCACGUAAUCCAGUUGCUUUCAUGAUGUAAAGUGUCUUGCAGUCCUUAAGUGGACACCAACGCUGGUUUGUACAAACCUUUAACUCCGAUUCGUGAAAUGGUUUCUGGAGCUGGUGCGGGGACUUGUCAAAUUAUUAUCACCACACCAAUGGAAUUAUUAAAAAUCCAACUACAGGAUGCUGGUCGAACAUCAAUUUCUGUGACUAACAGUGGUGGUACAGUUGUAACGACCCGACAGACUGCUACUCAACUAGCUGUUAAAUUAGUUCGUGAGAAAGGUAUAUUUGGCUUAUAUCGGGGAAUGAGUGCUACAUUCUUGCGUGAUGUAUCAUUUUCCAUGAUAUAUUUCCCAUUAUUUGCGAAUCUCAAUGCUUUGGGUCCAAGAAGAUCUCCCACUAGCGUAGAAGCUGUUUUCUACUGGUCAUUUUUAUCGGGAUUUUUGUCAGGAACAAUUGCUGCAUUCAUUGCAACCCCCCUCGAUGUUAUUAAAACUCGACUACAAACAAUUAAACAUAUAGAAGGAGAGAAAGUGUUCAAAGGAAUUACAGAUUGUUUUGUAUAUCGUAGCAGAAGAAAAUGAUUACUCUCCUAGUUUAUAUCACGAACUGAUCUUAACUAAAUAAAUAAAUAAGAUUGGUCGGACUGCCUCGAUCGAAGCGGCUACCUAGACGUGGUGAUCAGGCUUGUUACGGACAUCUAGUAGUUUCAAGCGUUUUCUUCCAUCUGGAUCAUCACCGGACCAUUUGGUUUAGCCCCAUACUGAUGCAGUUUUGCUUUUGUUCAGCGCAUGAGUGGAGAAUGAAUACAUUGCCCUGAGACCAUCUACAAAUAGAAGAGGAUUACCUAUACAGAAGUGAUCACGACCGCAGCUGCUACCUCGACGUGGUGGUCGGGUUUGCCUAUCAUGAUGACAUGACAGAGCUAUAUUGGCUGUAGCAUAUGUUCCUACAGAUUCUACCAUGCCAAACGCCGGAUCCAACUGGACUACAUUGCUGUCGACCAUCAGUAGAGAGGCUCUAUGAAGACUACCGCUAAUUCUAGAGCAUUUGUUUAGAUUCAGACGAUGCUCUACUACGAGCGUGUAUUUCUCUGAGUCAUCUUGGACGUAAUAAAGAGAUAUCAAAGAAACCUCUGAGUUUUAUACUCAACGAUAGCAAAGCCAAGAUUAUAUUUCAAGAGCAACUAGAUAAACAGUUAGGUUGCUAUGUAAGUAAUAUCCACCCCGAGACAGCUUGUAAUCACAUCCAAAACGCUGUGAAAACAGCAGUGAUAUCUGAAAAUAAGGUAGACAAAAUGUUAGGGAGGAGCAGUGCUCUUUAGUAUCAUCUACUAACCUGAUAGAUGCUCAAAACCCAUCCCAUCUGGCUUUAAACAUGCUGAGUAGCGGAGGCAGCGUAAACACAAGUCCAUUAAAAGCCUACUCAGAGAUCGUGAGCAGUGAUGGGUAGCGAAAGCAAAAGAGACGGAAAAUACAGCGACGACAAAUAAUAGUAGACAACUGUUCAGACUACUCAAGGAAACGUAUUAGAAAUCCGACUGUUAUUGAGACCAUCUCGGAAAAUGAUGGGCAUAUAUUCAUUUCCAAUCCAGGAGUUUGGAUCGAUGGGCUAAACACAUGUUUGGGAUUCUAAGACCUGAUAACCUAAUGGGAAUCAGUUCAGUUUACCAUAUCAUAUGAGCAAGUUGAAGUUAUCGGAAUAAAUCCCAGAGUAGAACAAACUAAUACUGUCAGUGGUUGUGGUAAAGAUUACGGAUAAACAAUAUAACCAGAGAAUAAAAAACGAAUUUGUGGAAUCAGAAAUCAUAUGAAAUAAUUUUGAACGUGGCGAUUUAAUGGAUAAUAAAAGGUGAAUAAAUG